GGCCCCCAGCCGGCUCUCCCUGGGGCUGGGCGGAGGCCCGGCGGCUUUGGCUAAGUUGGCGGUGGAGCAGGCGCUAGGAACCGCACGCCAGUCCAGACGCGGCCAGUGCGGGGAAGGCGCCUAUUGGCCGGCCGGCGCCACGUGGCCGCUGCCGCCCGUAUAUUAGGCCACUAUUUACCUCCAGCGCGCUGCCCAUGGCUCGGCGGCGAGGGCAUCAGGGGUAGCGGCCAGCCAGGCGGAGCUCCGUGGACGGACGGGGAGGUCCUGCGGACGGCGGGACGGAGCUAUGAGCUCCUACUUGGAGUUCGUGUCCUGCAGCGGCGGCGGCGGGAUGGGUGGCGAGGUGCUGGGCUUCCCACCCAAGUUCUGCCGCGCCGACGCCCGGCCGGUGGCCCUGCAGCCCGCCUUCCCCCUCGGCAGCGGCGACGGCGCCUUCGUAAGUUGCCUGCCCCUGGCCGCCGCCCGGCCCGCGCCGUCGCCUCCGGCCGCGCCCGCACAGCCGCCCGCUGGUCCGCCCGCGGCGUCCCGCUACGCGCCCUGCACCCUGGAGGGCGCCUAUGAGCGGGCCGCCGCACCUGCCGCCGACUACGGCUUCUUGGGGCCGGCGUUCGACUUCCCGGGCGCGCUCGGGCGAGCGGCGGGCGACAGCGGGGACAGCGGGACGCACGUCCACUACGCCACCUCGGCCGUGUUCUCGGGCGGCGGCUCAUUCUUGCUCAGCGGCCAGGUGGACUGUGCCGCCUUCGGCGAGCCGGGCCCCUUCCCGGCCCGGCUCAGGGAGCCUGCGGACGGCCACCCGGGGGCCUUCCAGACUUCGUCCCCGGCCCCCGGCGCCUACGCCAAGCCCGCCUCUCCCACCGCGGGCCUCCCCGCCGCCUUCAGCACUUUCGAGUGGAUGAAAGUGAAGAGGAACGCCCAGAAGAAAAACAAACUCUCGGAAUAUGGAGCCUCUAGCCCCUCCAGUGCGAUUCGCACGAAUUUCAGCACCAAGCAACUGACAGAACUGGAGAAGGAGUUUCAUUUCAAUAAGUACUUAACUCGAGCUCGACGCAUUGAGAUAGCCAACUGCUUGCAGCUGAAUGACACCCAAGUCAAAAUCUGGUUCCAGAACCGCAGGAUGAAACAAAAGAAAAGGGAACGAGAGGGGCUUCUGGCUUCAGCCCCCUCUGUGGCCUCGAGGCAGAUUUCCCUGUCAGAAACAAGCCCAGCCAAGGCUGGCAGGAGCCCGGGAAGCCCCUCUCAGGCCCAAGAGCCUUCCUGAGGUUCACUCUUGAAGCUGAUGACCUUUGGUCUACAGAUGUCACAGGCUUCCCCCACCCCUAUAUAGACUUAGGAGCUCAGUUUGGGGUGGAGGUGGGUGUGAGCAGAAACUAGGGGUUUAACUUGGCAAAAGAAUUGUCUCAAGUUGGCUUUGGAGUUCCAGAGGCUGUGUAUGGAGAUACUAAUUUGUAUCUCUUAUUUGCAUAUUAUUUUUGCCUUAUCAGGGAGGUGUCCAGCUGCCAGCCCAACUGUACUUGCUGUGUGGCCUGACUUAGUCAUAUACAAUUCUUGGGUGCAGAGUGGAAGAUCUUUUAGUUGUUGAGUUCUGUCAACCCUCUGAUGUGGUUAGAAAAGAACCUCACUAAAGUUAUUUUGGUUUUAAUUUCAAGGACAGGCUAUGCAUAUUCAGCUCAUGACCAAAGGUAGUUAGGUUUUCCCCGAUGUAGCUAAGCAGCUUCAAUGAUGAUGUUCACAUUUGCACUCUGGUUUUGUUUUGUUUUAAAGAAGUUCUACCUCUUCGUGUGCCUGAGUGAAGACACAAUCGCUGUUUAGUUAGUAGCUGAACAAAUCCACAGGGUGGGUAAAGAUUAGAACCUGAACUAUACCUUGACAUCAGUUACCCAGACUUGAAUGUAAAUAUAUACAGUAUGUAUAUUUUUGAAAGAUUUGCUUGCAGUGAGCUUAUA
Nannospalax galili (Upper Galilee mountains blind mole rat) is the source of this 1946-nucleotide messenger RNA. RefSeq names its product homeobox D1 (gene Hoxd1). Gene Ontology annotation, molecular function: DNA-binding transcription factor activity, RNA polymerase II-specific; RNA polymerase II cis-regulatory region sequence-specific DNA binding. Gene Ontology annotation, cellular component: nucleus. The record is from RefSeq and is a predicted model, not a curated record. Gene Ontology annotation, biological process: regulation of transcription by RNA polymerase II. NCBI's taxonomy places the organism in Eukaryota, Metazoa, Chordata, Mammalia, Rodentia, Spalacidae.